Molecule: messenger RNA, 1864 nt
Organism: Capsicum annuum
Lineage: Eukaryota; Viridiplantae; Streptophyta; Magnoliopsida; Solanales; Solanaceae
Product: galacturonokinase
Exons: 14
Coding region: 238-1617 (459 amino acids)
Biological process (GO): carbohydrate phosphorylation; galactose metabolic process
Cellular component (GO): cytosol; cytoplasm
Molecular function (GO): ATP binding; galactokinase activity
Source: RefSeq, a predicted model, not a curated record
GGAGAUGAAUCAGUCCCUUCAGAAAAUGAGAAAAAAAAUCUUUAUAAAUUGGCAAGAUAUGAUUGCCUUUAGGCAAAAGACAAAUCAAGGGAAACGACCCUUCAACCGACAACAAUUUUCCCGCAAACUUUAGCCUCUCUCUCCCUCCCUCAUUACUAUUACUUUUUCUUAAAUAUAAAGCAAAACCCACUUAAGAUUCACAUUCUUCCAAAGAUAUUUCAAAAACAACGACAAAAAAUGGGUGUUUUUUCUGGUCAUUGGCCUUCUGAAUCAGAGUUGGAUAAAAUACGAAAUAAAGUUGCUGAAUUGUCUGGUAGAGAUGCUCAGGAGGUUAGGUUGGUUAUAUCACCUUACAGGAUUUGCCCAUUGGGCGCUCACAUUGAUCAUCAGGGUGGGUCAGUUUCAGCUAUGACAAUCAAUAAGGGUAUACUACUUGGUUUUGUUCCUUCUAAUGACUCUCAGGUUACAUUGCAAUCUGCGCAAUUUGAAGGAGAAGUUCUGUUCAGACAGGAAUUUAUACCACACAUCCUUAAACUUCACAGAGUAGAUGAAGUUCAGCUUCCUAAGCAUAUGUCUGAGACAAAUGGUUUAACGGAACAAAUAGACUUAUCCACACCUCAGGAAGAAUGCAAAUGGGGUAACUAUGCUAGAGGAGCAAUAUACGCCUUGCAGAGCAGAGGAAAUCAUCUGAAAACGGGUAUCACUGGGUUUAUCUGUGGUUCUGAGGGUCUCGACAGUUCAGGUCUCAGCUCUUCUGCUGCUGUUGGUGUAGCAUAUCUCUUGGCUUUUGAAAGUGCGAAUGAUCUUGUAGUGUGCCCCACAGAAAAUAUUGAAUAUGAUAGGCUGAUUGAGAACGAGUAUUUAGGUCUGAAAAAUGGGAUAUUGGAUCAGUCUGCAAUAUUGUUAUCAAGCUAUGGCUGUUUGACCUUCAUGAACUGCAAGACAAUAGAACACAAACUGAUACACCCGCCAGAGGUGCAAAAUAAUCAUGAAGGAGAGAGAGGUAAUGCAUACAAGAUAUUGCUGGCCUUUUCAGGUCUUAAACAGGCAUUGACAACGAGUCCUGGAUAUAAUCGACGAGUUGUGGAGUGUCAAGAGGCUGCAAAAGUUCUGUUGCAAGCUUCAGGGAAUGAAGAGUUGGAACCUGUUCUAUCAAAUGUUAAACCAGAAGAUUUUGAAGUCCACAAGAGCAAAUUAGAAGCCAACCUAGUUAAACGAGCAGAGCAUUAUUUCUCUGAAAACGAGAGAGUUCUGAAAGGACUUGAUGCUUGGGCUUCCGGAAACCUUAAAGAAUUCGGAGAUCUUAUUACAGCAUCUGGUCUAAGUUCUAUUCAAAACUAUGAGUGUGGUUGUGAACCACUUAUACAGCUAUAUGAGGUUCUUCUGAGGGCCCCUGGUGUUCUUGGGGCGCGGUUUAGUGGUGCAGGAUUCCGAGGCUGCUGUCUUGCAUUUGUAGAAGCAGAUAGAGCAGAAGAAGCUGCAAGUUUUGUGAAGAACGAGUACUUUAAGCUCCAGCCCAAUUUGGCGAGCCAUCUCAAUCAAGGACCGGCUGUAUUGAUAUGUGAUGCAAGUGACUCUGCACGGGUGAUCAGCAACACUUUCAGUCAGCUAGAUUAGUAAACGUACUCAUAUUCAUAUUUAUAGCUCCACUAUAUCGCAUUUAUCUGUUCUUUUCAGAUUAUUUGUAUUUUUGUACCCUUUGUCUUCCUACUAUUUCAUUUUCAAUGUAUAUUAAAUUGGACGUUGGAGAUGGAUUCCAUCAAAUAAAUUGUAUUGGUUUUCCUUGCUGAAUUUCUGUACUAACCUGACUACUAUUGACGGACAGAGUCCUUUUUGCUUAUAGUUUAUGAGUUUGGUUCUUGUA